CAGCUUUACACGCAGACCUUGCAAUCACAACUUUAUAUUCGUCAUGACAAUAAAUGCUGUGUCUCUCACCUAAUAAAGGACAGAUAUGCUAUAACAGUUCCGAGAGAGUCUGCCUCUGUCAAGUUUGCUUAAAAUUGUGCUUGAAACUGUAAUGUUAAGCAGAGUUUCCUACCGUGGUUUGUUGAGGCAGGUAGGCCAAUUGUGUAGCAGAGAGUUAAGAUUGAUGGUCUUGCAUUUUAGAGCACAAAAGAAAAAUAACUUCGAAGACAACUAAAAAUAGAACGCGUUCUAGUAUUUUCGUGUGACAGGGAUUCGAAGCGGAACGGUAUUUUUUUUUUCGAGUACCUCAACAAAGAGGGAACAAAAGAAAACCUUCUCGACCCAGUUUUACCAGUUUGGUUAGCAUCAAAGAAGCGUUUCUGAAUCUGAGUAGCGAUCUAGGAGGACCUGAUUUCGGUGAGGUGUGAAAUAAUGUCGUGCUCUUAAUUGUCGUUAUCAUCACUGGAGAAACACAUGACACUAAAGCAGGGCACACAAACACGGACUGAAAAAUUGAUCUUUCUCGUUCUCUCCAGUCAUCACCUCUUUCUCACAGUUUAAGCUGCAAAUGUUAAGUGACAAACUCCCGAAAUUUGCACCUCGUUACAAACCAGACUGAAAUAAAGACAUAGGAAGGCCAUUCAAAUGAUGGUUAUUAAAUCAGAAUAGCGGUUGAGUCUAAAUCUACAGAAAGAAGAAAAAUUUAAGUUGCAGAUUGUUCUAUCUUGUUUACUGAUGUAGAUUAAGACAUGCCAACGUGAAACAGGAAUGUCCUGUUGAAAAUAAAAGAAUAAAUAGUUAAAUAAAAACAAAUAACCGAAGAAAACUUCUGUGUCAUUUGUAACCAAUAUUCUAUACGUUUCAAGACUUAUUUUAAAGUGGAAUUUAUACGCAUUUGCUGUGGGCGGCUUUUGAUAUAUUGAUAGCAGGUAAUUAAAAUGUAGAGAAGUCAGGUGACCUUUAGUGAUGUGAUGCUUAUAACAUACUUAUUGAAAAAUUGAGAGAUUUAAAGCAUCUCGAUACCUCAAUGAAACAAGGAAAGCAGGACAACAGUUUAGGUCAGAUAGCACUAUAUAUAGAUUCCAAGUGUUAAAGAAAAACGUUUCCAUGAUUUUGGAGCAGACUGUUGUCAGAUUCUGAGGUUAAUUUAAAAUCGAACGUGUUGACGUUUGUGGGUUAUUGUUACUCCACUGGACCAUGAUAAUCACUCGUCCAGUCACCGUCUAUCAAGAUUUCUCAUAGCCUUUUUCUGAGAGCGCACGUUUUGACAGCCACAGUCUGAACUAACCAUUCGAUCUCCGGUGCCCGGAACCAACAAAAAGAAAAUUAGAUGUCCGUUGUGAAGAGGGAUCGUUGCUUGACACAGUUUGCUAUUGCAUCUAGAAAUGAACAACUCUGAUAGGUGACACAUGGUGUUGGUUCAUAGGGCUGUUUAUUAAUCGUGAUAUUUUCUCGUGAUAGUUACAGUACAAAAUGCAGCGAAAUACGUAGAUACGACGUCAGAUUUCAAAUAAAAGAACUGUCGUCACUGUUACGAUAAAGAACAAUUCAAUAUCAGUAAUUAUAAUAUAAAAUAGUAGGAUCACAACUGAUUUCUCCUUUACCAGCAUUUCUUAAUCAUCAAAUGUCCUCAGGACUGAAUUUAUAACGAUAGUGAAAUUGAUUUGCGUCUUCUAGGUUUCGGAAACUUAUUGGGAAAGAGGCAGAUAAGAUAAUCAUGCAACUCGUCGAUUCUUAUCGUGAUCGAUUCCUUGGUUGCCUAGGAAUCAUCUCCAUAUGACCCAGGAAGUUCUUGAGGACAGUAUAUAGUUUUGAGCCAUUAGAAAGAUUUUAGUUUUCUGUCAAACAAACAGUAUUUUUUAUGAUCUGGAGCUUUCAUGGCAACUAACUAUAAUGAAUUCUACUCGGCCUACCAGCCGUGCCAGGUGGUUCAAAGGCGAAAGAACCAAACAACGUUUCUAGAACCAUCUUUGAAGCCUGGUAGAUCGAAAAGAGUUUAUUAAACAGCAUAAUUUAAGGCUUGGGGGUUUUGAAAAGGCCAUUAUGACCCUCAACAUUGUUCAGUUUUCUCUGUUGUCCUGUUACCCAUGCGAUUUCAUCAGCUCCCUGUUCACAAACACAAUUGUGCUGGCCCAUUUUAUAGGAACAAACGCUUAUUAGAGUUUUUAAAUUGUCAGUGACGCCGUGCGCACAAUUACAAAUGUGGAACAAGGGAUAUUAAGAAGGGUGUGAGAAGUGGGUUAUAAUAAGACGCUGAAGAAUAAAGGCGAGAAGACGUGGAUAAUUAUGAAGAGUAACGCAGACGAAUAGUGGAGCAAAAAGUCGUAAAAUACCCCGAUUUUAUAUACCUGUACGUGCUUCAAGAAUUAAAAUCUAGUUCGCUCCGUUGAUCAAGCAGAAGUCGACUUCGUUGGUUGGUUUGUUAUGUUCUACAAGUAAAUUGAGGGCAAGACAUUGAAAGGAUAUGAAGGAGUAGGGAAGGGUUUUAAUGACAAGCACCAGCCGGUCAAAUGUAGUAGCAACACGGAAAGAAAGGAAGGCGGACAAAUCACAGCUCAGGGAGAAAAACUAAAAAAAGAGACAAAUAUUUUAUCUUUCUAUUCUCCUCUGUAGCGAAUAGUUUUAUUAUUAUAAAAUACAUUUCACAACCUCUUGUUGGUAUAUUAUAAGACUGUAUCCCAGAAGAUGAACUCAGUUUCCUCGUGAUCGGCAUACAAUGAACUUGAAGUGGUUAUAAACAGUGGACUUUUAGUUAAAUCUUAGAGUGGUAUCUACAGCCAAGGAGUUGGACAUCGUUGGAUAUUUUUCGAAAAUACACAGGUUGGAUGUGGAGCAUGCACUGCAGGAGUGAAAACUUAUGAACAAUCUGACACUCACCUACUAUUAUGAUUUCAGUACUGGAGAAAGUAAUAAAUAUCAGGUUCUCACUCCUGACUGCUCUUUUUCUAUCGCACUCGAUGUGCUCUCCGACUACAUUGCAUUUCUCCCAGUCUCCUGAUCGACCACUGGCUCUGUAUCGUGCUCCAGCCCCGUAUCAAGAACCUGGGAAAGCGCGUCUCAAUUCUGUCAUUAUUACAUCAAGGCCAUUCUCAAUCGGAGAUGAACUAAACAAUACUGUGGGAUCAAAUGUUGACACCACUACAUCUGACCCACAGUGGCGUCGAGAACUCCAUGUCACAUCCUCACAUCAUCCCACCAGCCCAAGCACCACAGUCCUUCCUCGGUCGUCAGUCCAUAUUCCUCACUUCUCCAUUGAUUGCACUAAUGGAAGACAUUGUAGUGAAACAAUCAACAUAAAUACGACACCGUCUCCCACUUUCAAACCAUACUCACAAGAAGUCUUGGAAAAAUUCCUUAACGACUAUGCUGAAUCUAAAUUAAAUUCUGCUAGGCAGUCUUCAAAGAACGAAACAUCGGCAUCUUUUGUGAAAGUUGGCAGCAGUUACAAUAAAAACUUUACUGAUAACAGAAGUAAAGACUUAACUGUAGUUGAACCUUCAGUGGAACCAACCAAUCGAUUGGCAAACCUGUACCUUGAGGAUGAGGAGUAUCAGGACUCUGUAUCGGCUGAUGGUAAAUCGAAACCUCACUGGAAUCUGAUUCACGCCCAACAUCAUAAUCAUCCUUAUGACGACCGCGACGGCUGGGUCACCCUUGAAGCAGUUCCAUGGUCCUCCAGCAAAAUCUCGAAAUGGCAGUCUUCAAACACAGGCAAUAAACGUCCCCAGUGGACCAAGCCUUCAGACCACUGGGAUAAUAGGCCGUCAACACAAAAUUGGAGUCCAGAAAAGCCUUUGAAGCCAUGGGACAGACCUCAGUAUGGUGAUAGGCCAACAGAUUGGAAGUAUGAAAAACCAAUAAAACCACAAUACCUAGUCAGUAAUCGACCAACAGUUGAGAGUUGGCCACAUGAAUCUACCCACAACCCACCGUUUCACUUGGAACGACCUGUGAGUGAUUACAAUUAUAAGCCAACCCAUGGACUUCAUCAACAGUGGAUAACUUCGAAUCACCCAGAUAUUAUAACUGAAGGAACGCCUGAAAACUGGCCAAUGCCUGUAAAUCGUCCGGGAGGGGCUGGGAGUUUCAAGCCAUGGCCAUCUCAGGAAACAGAAUAUAUUCAACAUCAAGACCAAUACGAGGAUGAUUACAAAUACGAAGCACAUCGCAGACCCCCCACUCCUGUCGUGUAUCACGACGGUGGGCGUCCUCAAAAUUAUCCCGACAGCGGUGAAGGUGAAUGGGUGUUGCUAUCCAGCACGAAAGGAUAUUCACUACCUGUUCGCCAUCACUCAUACCAGAGAGCUCUUACAUUUAACACAAAACCUAUCACUUCCACCCGUUCCAUCAAACUUACAGUCCUGCCGGCUCUGAAUGGGACGGUGAAUACAACAACUUCGCACGGUGGCCUCCUGGAGGUGGAGAGCACCUUCCAGACUGUUGACGAAGCCCAGAGAUUUGACGCCUUGAAAAGAGUAGAGAAGAACGAUACUAGAGCAGUACCUGUAAGGCUCGUCUCAAGGCCAGUUCAGCAGAAAGGACCCAGCAAAGCUGUCCUGGCUGCUGUGGGCGCGGGCAUGGUUCCAGCCACCAUGGCACUUCUUGUUCCAAUGAUGCUGGGACGAAAGAAGAGAAGCACACUGGUACCUAAUAUCAACGCAACCACAACGUCACCGAUUCAGGAUUACAAACUCCUGCGGUCAAAUAACAGAAAAUUAGAUGAAAAGAGACGGAAAAUGGACAGAGGAACAGCGAAGAGGAAGAAAAUGGCGAGAAGAAUACAUAACCAAACACUUGAUGGCUGAAUUAAUAAGAGAGUUUGACUUGUGGUUUCAGUGAAUAAAUGUUUCUACACUUUAUAGUCUCACUGAGACUACAAGUCAGUGUCUCUUACAAGCAAAAUAUUCGUCAUGUGUUUGGGACGUAGGUCUGUGUAAUUCUUCAUAGUCAAUAAUGGCAUGGUUAUUUUUAAUUGAUCAGGUUCUUUAAUUGCAGUGAUCUUGUUUGUAUGUUGUUUAACAGUAUCGUUUACACAGAUAGUUUCGCCAGGUUCAUUUAUGUGCCUACCAUCAGCCAAUUGCGGCGGUAUUCUUACGACGCACUAAUGUUUUCACUGUUUAGGCGUUUGUCUUAUUUUUGAAAGAUAGUCUCAAAUUUUAGUCUUUCUAGCUGUCUACGUUAUGUUUUUCUUCUACUUGUCGUCAUUUUCCGAGUUGAUGGAGGUAGUAUGUUCCUCCGAAACGUUGGUACCCAUUUACAAGUCAACACGGCCUCAUCACCCAGAUCGCCAUGGACAUCUUCACUACCGUGAGAACUUCAAAUCACCCAAGAUUAACCAUGCUUUCGACGCACUUAUUUCGCAUCGUAUCCAUAAGAUUUCAACAUUACAAGCUGUGUAUCUCUAAAUAAUUUUCUAGUAAUUUCUUUCCUAUAGUUAGUGUUAAGAAAAGCAGAGGAUUGUGUAUUGAAGAAAAAUUCGUGUUUACGCAACAUUGCGUUCAUUUUUUAUAGACGGUGAAAUGUGUUUAUUUAAUAUUGCAUUUGAAGAAAGUUUUUGAGUUUGUUACAUUAAGUGGGUAAUUCCAGAGUAAACUAGUUGCUUGAAUGAAGUAGUACUGUACAAGGAAAUGUAAUUUUAUAGUUCAUCAAAACGACAUUAUUCUGUCCGUAUUAAACUGUUUAUUUUUCUCUGGACAAUAGAAUUGAGACUAGUUAGAUUAAGGUAAUUUAUACUCUGUAUGUGAUUAAAAUUAUUAUUUAAAGUGCGAUUUCAUCUAGAAGUCUUUAUGAAUGAAUGUUUGCUAGUUUUGUCAUGAUAAUGUAUUAAUAAACACUGUUGUAACUUAUUACAAAUUUCAAUAGGCAAAUCAUAUUUCGUGUCUCGUUAGUAGUUUCACAGGAAGUAUAAUUAUUUUCGAAUAGUAGAUGCCAAUUGUUUGUUAGUUUAUUAAAUGACGUCUUUUAAGUUACAUGUGAUAUAGCUUUAAGUGAUGUAGUGAGUGUGAAUGUUGUUAAGAAAAUUCUACCGAGAGAACCAUUCCUUGCCUGUCUUGAGGAAACAAUCCAGUAUUAGGCUGGAGGGACUAAGGAAAAUUACGAAAAUUACUAGUGGGUACUAUUGAUCUCAAAGCCGAGAUUUGAAACCGGGAUCUACAGAGUAAGCACGCUCUGGUAUAUGGUUUACAGAAGUUCUUCGCAUCUCCCAUUUUUCUUACAUUCAGUCUGUAUUCGUCAAAAUUAAAUUUAAUGUUAGAAUGACACAUUUUCUUCGUAUCACGCGAGGUAUGACGUAGAAUCGGAAGUGAACAUUUACCGUCACAUCUAAUUUGUCAGUGGACACUAGAGGGUUGAAACGUAAUGUAGAAGCUUCCUUACCUUUAAUAAAGCUGACCUUGAUGGCAAUGAUUUAAAACGCGACUGCUUUGCUGAUAAUCUUCGCAUAUGUUCACAUUCUUACCCAAAUCCGAUCUCUGAUAUUUGUUAAUCGAUAAAUGUUUCGUGUACAAGAUUUCGGCACGUUAAACAGACAGGUUUUCUUUUCGAGCUGGUGUGUAUGAGGUUAUCAGUAGAAAUGUUUCCAUAGGAAUGAAUAAUGGGUGUUACAAAUGUGGCUCCAUCUUUGAUAAAUAUAGUACCUUUAUUUAUUUUUAUUUUGUGUAAUUAUUCGAACGAUUUCUCAAUACAGCUGUCUAUUAUUAUAUCGUUACAAAUAUUAAUGUGUAUCUGUUUAGCAGGAGACUAAGUUAUGCAUAUGGUUCCAUAUUAUUGUGUCUUUAUUCUGAAAUAUAAAAGUUAUUCUGUUUUACGGAAAUGUAUUGAGUUUUCAGUCUUGUGUAUAUACUGAUAUUCAAUAUGACACUGAUUGAAUUAAUGUUUUGUUAUAUAUGUUCGUUUGUUAUAUUAAUGUUAACAUAAAAUUAUGUAUUCCAGAGAUGUAACUUUUAUUUAUUAAGUAAUAGUAGCAUAUUACAGACUAUAAUUACAUUUACUUCAAGCAAAAUAAAGUAUAAACUGUAAAGCAUUCAAAAUAUGUUUAAUAUACACAAACAUUUGAAAAUUCAGUGCAUUUAAUAACAUACAAAACCGUCUUUCUCGUCACUGAGGAAUAAUACAAUUCCAUGUUAAUAAUCAACAUGCCAGAUACAAAAACAAUGUCAAUAAAAUAAACAGGCGCU
Molecule: messenger RNA, 7214 nt
Organism: Zootermopsis nevadensis
Lineage: Eukaryota; Metazoa; Arthropoda; Insecta; Blattodea; Termopsidae
Source: RefSeq, a predicted model, not a curated record